UUUUGAGGUUCAAUGACAAUUUGGAUAUUUUCAACAACAAAAAAUAUACAUGAGAGGAGGAGUAAGAAAAAUAAAUGCUGCAAAAGUGAUCCACUUUUACAUCACUUAUCCAUUUGAUUACAUCAUCAUUGAAGACAUCUGAAGAAAAUAGAGACAAGAAUUUUUUUGACCAUCGCUUCCGACUUAUUACACCAAAAUUAAUAAUAAUAAUUAACUGAAUUACCGAUUAAUUACCGAUUAUUACUUAUUGGUGACCACACACACACACACACACACACACACACAGCACUUGGACAUCACAUUAAUGCAAAACAUUACGACAAUGGAGUCGUUUGAGGCCAAUCUGCGAUUGGAGAUGAAGACACCGCAGAUAUUCCGGUUGAGGACACAGUCGACGGUAGACGAGGGGCCGCUAAUGUUAUCGAAAGAGGGAAACAUACCGAAAGAUCACGCCAAAGGCAAAGUGAUUGCCGUAUUCACUAGCGGUGGCGACUCUCAAGGAAUGAAUGCCGCCGUCCGGGCCGUUGUCCGAAUGGGUCUCUAUCUUGGCUGUCGUGUCUACUUUAUCAACGAAGGCUACCAGGGUAUGGUUGAUGGCGGCGAUCACAUUGAAGAGGCUACCUGGGUAUCGGUGUCGGGUAUUAUACAUAAGGGAGGAACAGUAAUAGGCAGCGCCCGGUGCGCCGAAUUUCGCGAACGAGCCGGCCGUCUGAAGGCUGCCUACAAUCUCAUUCAACAUGAAAUCACAAAUUUGGUUGUCAUCGGCGGCGACGGCAGUCUAACCGGUGCCAACCUGUUUCGACAGGAAUGGUCGUCACUGUUAGACGAACUAAUAUCAACAGGCCAACUUCCACCCGAAAAAAAGCAAACCUGCGCUCAUUUGCAUAUUGUCGGAAUGGUCGGAUCCAUUGACAACGACUUUUGCGGUACCGACAUGACUAUCGGUACCGAUUCGGCUUUGCAUCGGAUCAUCGAAGCUAUCGAUGCCAUUGUGACCACCGCUUCCAGCCAUCAGCGGACAUUCAUUCUGGAAGUAAUGGGCAGACACUGCGGCUAUUUAGCACUGGUAGCUGCAUUGGCCAGCGAAGCUGAUUUUGUUUUUAUACCCGAAUGGCCGCCCGAAACUGAAUGGCCAUUGAGAAUAUGUCGCAAACUGGAACAGGAGCGACGUAUGGGUCAACGAUUGAACAUUAUUAUCGUAGCCGAAGGUGCCAUCGAUCGGGAAGGACAUCCCAUUACGGCCGAACAAGUUAAGGAAGUUAUUGUCAAAAGUACUGGCCAGGACACCCGUAUAACAGUAUUGGGUCAUGUCCAGCGUGGCGGCAGUCCGUCGGCUUUCGACCGAAUUCUCGGCUGUCGUAUGGGUGCCGAAGCAGUGCUGGCACUGUUGGAGGCCACACCCGAAUCGGAAGCGUGCGUUGUGUCGCUGGACGGCAAUCAAGCGGUCAGAUAUCCGCUGAUGCAAUGUGUGGAAAAAACCAAAUCGGUGGCCACGGCUAUGAAAGACGGCAAAUGGGAACUGGCUGUCAAACUACGCGGUCGCAGUUUUGAACGCAAUUUGGAAACAUAUAAAAUGUUGACCCGUAUUCGGCCGCCAAAAUCGGUUAGCGACGAACAGUCAGUGGGCGGCUAUAGGUUGGCCGUUAUGCAUGCCGGUGCUCCGUGUUGCGGUAUGAAUGCCGCCGUCCGAUCGUUUGUCCGGAAUGUCAUAUUCAGGGGCGACACUGUACUCGGGAUUCACGAAGGUUUCGACGGAUUCAUUGACGGCGAUAUUCACGCAAUUGGUUGGACUGAUGUGGCCGGUUGGGUCGGCCAGGGCGGCGCAUUUCUCGGCACUCGGCGAACACUGCCCGAAAAGAACAUCCAGAAGAUUGUCGAACGAAUCAAAGAGUUUAAGAUUCAGGCUCUGCUGGUUAUCGGCGGUUUCGAGGCCUAUCAUUCGAUACUGCAGUUGGCCGAAGCCCGCAACGAAUUUGCCGAACUCAGGAUACCGAUGUGCGUAAUACCGGCCACUAUUAGCAACAAUAUUCCCGGUACAGACUUUUCGCUCGGUGCCGACACUGCACUCAAUGAGAUUACCGAAAUUUGCGAUCGUAUCCGACAGUCAGCUCAGGGUACUAAACGUCGUGUGUUUGUCGUCGAAACAAUGGGCGGCUAUUGCGGCUAUUUGGCCACAAUGGCCGGACUGGCUGGCGGUGCCGACGCUGCCUACAUAUACGAAGAACCAUUUUCCAUUAAGGAUCUAAUGGGUGAUGUCAUACAUAUGCACUCGAAGAUGACUGAAGGCGUCCAACGGGGUCUUAUACUACGCAACGAAAAAGCCAAUGCAAACUAUUCAACCGAUUUUGUCUACCGUCUCUACUCGGAGGAAGGCAAAGAUAUAUUCUCGACCCGUCACAAUAUACUCGGCCACAUGCAACAGGGCGGUUCGCCGACACCGUACGAUCGAAAUUUCGGUACGAAAAUGGCUGCCAAAGCUGCCGACUGGCUGCACGCACAGCUCAAAUUGCAUACCCAACCCGACUGUUCGGUUGUAUGUUCGACACCCGAUACGGCCGUACUGUUAGGUCUGGUCCGACGACAGUAUCGAUUUACGCCCUGUCAGACACUGAAAUUGGAAACUGAUUUCAAAUGUCGUAUACCACGAAAACAAUGGUGGCUACGGUUAAGGCCAUUACUGCAAGCACUCGCCACCCCUGUUAGCCUAACCGGCGAAACCGAGACAACUGUCUAUGAUUUUAAAAGAUUAUUGGAUUCAUAGAUUCAUAGAUACACUUAUACCCCGGGAAUCCAAUGAUUGUUUAAUUUAAUUUGAUUGAUUGAUAUUAUUUGAUUAGUGAAUUUAAAUGAUAGUUAAUAUAUAUAUAUAUA
Messenger RNA from Oppia nitens, 2871 nucleotides. It is a transcript of the gene Pfk, whose product is annotated as ATP-dependent 6-phosphofructokinase-like. Lineage: Eukaryota; Metazoa; Arthropoda; Arachnida; Sarcoptiformes; Oppiidae. Bases 305 to 2761 code for a protein of 818 amino acids. The transcript is spliced from 11 exons. Gene Ontology annotation, biological process: fructose 1,6-bisphosphate metabolic process; fructose 6-phosphate metabolic process; canonical glycolysis. Gene Ontology annotation, cellular component: cytoplasm; 6-phosphofructokinase complex. The record is from RefSeq and is a predicted model, not a curated record. Gene Ontology annotation, molecular function: ATP binding; 6-phosphofructokinase activity; AMP binding.